CCGGAAGGUAUUGUAGAGAAGGUUCGGUGUUGGAAUAUUGAAGUUAAUGGGUUAAUCGUCGGAACCGUUGUUCACCGGAGUAUUCAAAUUUCUGGACAGCAACUUUCUCCUAACUUCAGAAUCAAACGGUUUGCAAUUUCGUGAAGAAACGAUGGAGAUAUGCCCAAAAUACCGCAGGCUGUCCAGUUGUGACGGAAAUGACAAAGUUGGCAAAUUCCAAUGUUGUUUCCACUCCCGCUCAUCCGUAAGCCGAAUCUACCGUGCGAUGGGGAAGGAAGAGCGGCGACGGCGGCGUUGGCGGAGCUCAGCGGCACUGCUGCUGCUGGCUGACGGGACGACGAAGGAGAAACAGACGCAGAGCAGGGACACGAACGGGAAGAAACGGAUGGAUGGUAACAAGAAGACAAUGAUGAAACCACUCCCGGAGGACAUUGAGCCAGAGGAGAUGCAAGGAUGGCAGGCAAAUGUUUGAUCAUCAGAUUUUAAAAUGUGUCAUGAUUUGAUUAAUAUUGUACUUCCGCAUUACUCUGAAAAUAUUUUUAAAUGGGUCGCGAUCCAGAGUCUGUAAAUUU
This is a messenger RNA of Cuscuta campestris, 572 nucleotides long. NCBI's taxonomy places the organism in Eukaryota, Viridiplantae, Streptophyta, Magnoliopsida, Solanales, Convolvulaceae. The record is from the annotation of a GenBank genome assembly.